AUGCGUUCCUUAGUACAAAUGCGACGCGGUAGUGUACAUGGUAGAAUUCUUUCUACUGUGUCUAUACAAUGUCGAAUGAGAACUGGAGGCGGCCCGGGUGAUCGACGCAUUCGGACAGAUUGGCACCGUUGUUAUCCCUCUCUGAUGCAGGAGAAGGACCGUGAUAUGUAUCACUGUUACUACCCGUAUCUUUUUGAUCAUGGUGAUAAGAUGAGUUUGUAUCCGAAAAUCCCAGAGAAUCCCCGUUUAUGGCAACCUGAGCAGCUACAGACUACUUAUGAUGCUAUUAGAGAAGACAAGUAUGAUGCGUUUAUUCGACUUCGUGAGAAGUUUCCAGAGUUAUAUCAAGACACGCGUGCCUGGGAUAAUCCUCCUCCUUUUGGUGAAUUCAAUAUGUUCUACUCUGUCAGAUUUGGUCUUAUUGGUGUGAAGGCCUUUACGUGUAAAGACUAUGAUGAAUUGGGUAAUCAGUUUGAUUGCACUGCAUUUUGGUUUCCGGACAACCAGAUUGUGAAGCACAGCACUCGCAAUGGAGAUGUUGGUACAGACAAGGUGUAUGUUGGGGCGAUGAAUGUGCCGGUGGAGUUCCACAAGCCGCACGUGGCGGCCUUCUACAAGGCGGCGGGAGUGCCGGUGAAACACGUCUGCGCGGGGUUCCCCAUCACGCCGGACGCCUACGCGCCUGUUGGCACGAAACUCGACGUGCGGCACUUCAAGCCCGGGCAGGAGGUGACCAUCACCUUCCAGAACAGCGACUACGGCUACCGCGGCGUGAUGUUCCGCCACGGCUUCGACGGCGGCUACGUGUGGCUCGGCGACUCCAAGUGGCAGCGGCGGCCGGGCUGCAUGGGCACAGAAGGGCAGAAGCGUAUAUUCCCAGGACACCGCAUGGCAGGACAGACAGGCGCUUCCGCAGAGACAUACCAGGGGGUCCCAGUCUGGCGUAUAGACUACAAGAAUUCACUCAUUUACCUCCCAACUCUGAUAGACGCAGAUGUUGGCACAUAUGUCAAGUUUAGCGACACCAUUAACACAAAGGGGUACACGCUAUGGAAUGAGCAUAGAGGGUUACCGGCUUUUCCAACCUUUAUUCCCUCCGCAGAGGAGGAUAUCUCUAAGUUGUCAACAGACGAGUGCCAACUUUUGAGCCCACCUCUUUAUAUGUACUUCCGUGAUGAGUUUGCAGCUACUCAAUUGGUAUCCCAAACGGAUUUGGAGGAUGCAAAGAGCGCUAAACCAACUGUAGCUCCACCAAAGAAGAAGGUAUAUGACAUGAAAAAGUACUUUGAAGCACGUAAAAAAUACAGACAGAAUAUGCAGAAGGCUAGAAAGUACAAAUUAAUGGGUCUUCGAACAAAGGCACAUGAGAAGCAAGAAGAGGCAAGACGUGCAAAGAUUCUUAAAUACAAACGUGUCAAAUAG
Trypanosoma theileri is the source of this 1422-nucleotide messenger RNA. Its product is annotated as mitochondrial ribosomal protein L3. The coding region runs from base 1 to 1422 and encodes 473 amino acids. Gene Ontology annotation, biological process: translation. The record is from RefSeq and is a predicted model, not a curated record. Lineage: Eukaryota; Euglenozoa; Kinetoplastea; Trypanosomatida; Trypanosomatidae. Gene Ontology annotation, cellular component: mitochondrial large ribosomal subunit; ribosome. The transcript has a single exon. Gene Ontology annotation, molecular function: structural constituent of ribosome.